UUCCCAUUUGCCUUCCAAACUUAGUGUCUUCCUUCCAAAAUUAGCCUCACUCUGAGAGUAACGGGGUCGCAUCGCUCUGUCACGGUUGCUGCUUUUACUACCGUGGAAUUUCCGGAGUUUUAACUGUUUGAUUUGCCCCCGUCUUUCAUUUCCUAACUCGGUAGGUAUCGGUUUUUCAAGAGAGCGUCUUCAUAUCUCUGGAAAGUAGGGUGGAGAGAGGUUUUUUUUCCCCCCGUCCUCAAAUACCCUGCUGGGUUUGGCUUUCCUUUUGUAUACGCCCCGUGGCUCCUUUUGGAUAACAAGUUUCUGAUCUGUCUGCAAGUGUAUCUCUCAGUGCUGGAAGUAGCGCAGUUAAACCAGGGCUGGAGAAUCUUCGCUGCUUUUUCUCCUACAGGUAAGACGAAUGAUUGUCGUUACGGAAGUGAAGCUCUCUGGAACUACUAGAAGACAACUGACACGUGUUUGAUGGAGUCUCCUAUCUUUUGACUCAUCAAAGGGAAGAAAUAAGACAGACUCAGUAUUCUUCGUGGAUGUGAAGGUGACUCCGCAAGAAGUAGCUGAAAGAGAAGAGAUUGAACAUCAUGGCCAAUAAUAGCCUGCACUCUCCAAUCCCCUUUGGUGCUGAAGAGGAAUAUAAUAGAAUACACAAUGCAACCGAGCUCCCAGACUAUACAGAUUUUGUUGACAAAAUGCCACCAUAUGAUGUAACGGUUGUUAUUAUCCUUGUCUGCAUUAUCCUCCUUAGCAUCUUCGGACUUUUAGGGAAUGGAACUGUCAUCUGGUUUCUCGGUUUUUGCAUGAAAAGGGCUGUUUUCGCAACCUAUAUCCUGAAUUUGGCUGUUGCUGACCUUGGGGUCCUCCUAGGCUUAGUUCCUUGGAGGAUAAUUGUCUUCCUCGAUCAUUUUCAUCCGCAGCUUGUCAAUCUCCAGGUUUACUAUUUAGCGAUCUGUUGCUUUUUCUCCAUGAACCUCAUCGGUCAAUUUCUGCUGACAGCCAUCAGCAUUGACAGCUGUGUUUCUGCCGCCUUCCCCGUUUGGCAUCGAUGUCGCCGGCCACCCAACCUGUCCAUCAUUGUGUGUGCCGUCCUAUGGAGCCUUGCUUUCCUGAUCACUCUAGUGCAAAUCCUGAAUGCCACUGUCAUCUUUGGAGUAGAUUUUGUUUGGUACCAGUUGCUAGUGAGUGCUGUGUUUUGCCUCUCGCUCAUGACUGUUUCCACUAUCAUCCUCUUCAUCAAAGUUUGCUUGAGAUCACAGCAGAGGCAGCAAGGAAAUGUUUUAAUAGCCAUCCUGAUGGUGCUCCUCUUUUCCCUCUUGUUUGCUUCUCCAUUUACCUUCCAUUAUUUAAUAUUUUCUUCCCCCGAUCUCCCAUUUCCUAAUGCACUACUCACUGGGGUCUUUUGCUGCUGCCUAAACAGCAGCAUUAAGCCACUGAUUUAUUUCCUGGUCGGGAGGAGAAAGAGGGGUCAGUCUAGGGAGAGCAUGAAAGUCAUACUCCAGAGGCUUUUCAAGGAGGAGGAAGACUGCAGAGAGGAGGUAGAAGUCCCAAUCCAGACACAGGUGUGAUAUGUUCAAAGUAAUCAGAGAUCUCCACAAUUACACCUCUUGCUAUGACAAUCUAUGUUCCCCUUAGCCCUCUUUUUUGCAAACCUGCUGCUUUUCACUGUUGACUGUAUAAGAAGAAGAAGAGAAGAAGAAUUUGGA
Lacerta agilis (Sand lizard) is the source of this 1700-nucleotide messenger RNA. Its product is annotated as mas-related G-protein coupled receptor member X3-like. The transcript has 2 exons. Gene Ontology annotation, biological process: G protein-coupled receptor signaling pathway. NCBI's taxonomy places the organism in Eukaryota, Metazoa, Chordata, Lepidosauria, Squamata, Lacertidae. The coding region runs from base 582 to 1562 and encodes 326 amino acids. Gene Ontology annotation, cellular component: membrane. The record is from RefSeq and is a predicted model, not a curated record. Gene Ontology annotation, molecular function: G protein-coupled receptor activity.